AUGACCUAUUCGGCCGGUGGAAGACUUGGAAGUAUCGUCUCACACAAGUCGGAGGAUGCAUUGAGUAGUGUUAGCGUUGGGAGUAUUUUGCGCAGUACUGGCGAAGUGGAUGACUACUUCUGUGAGUUUAUAUUUUCGCCUUGUGAUUUGAAAAGUAGGUUCUAUGUGUUAAUAUCCCGUACUUCGCGAGGAACUGCGAUUAAAAAUUAUCAUUCAAAACGUAUACGGGCUUUCAGACAAGGAGCCAUCUACUAAUGCUAUUAUCGAAUUAUUUUGCGGGAAUAUUUAAUUCUUAAUGCAGUAUUUAAUGUGUUGCGACAAAAAACCUACUACGGAAUGGAGGAAAUCCCAGUGUCUGCAUAACUUUACGGCCCCUAAGUCAGUAGAAGGCAGUGUUUCCAAGUAUGAAUUCGUGACAGUGGUUUUUUUAUGAUGACAAAGUAUAAAUAGGCUCAAUCUAAAGUCCUGAAAGUUAAUUAACAGAUCACAUUCUAACACUGGAAUGGAAUUAUCCCUAAUGAUUUCGUCAUGCGCCUACCAUGUACGUAAACUUAUCAGAGUUAAGAAAAAACCUCACAAAUAUAAUUCUAGACAGAAAUGGCCAUGCAAACAAAAAAUAAUCAUUUAAAAAGCACUAACGGUUCGGUGAAUGCCUAUUGCAUAUUUAUACCGAAAGUCAGUUCCUUGCUAGGGCGAAAUUUUCAUAUAAAUUUGCUUGCAGCGGGUCUUCAAAAAUUAUGGCAUUCCCCUCGGAACAUGUGAUUGCAAUUUUAGAUAAAUUUCGCGUGUGUAAGCAUAAGUGAUCUGCAUAUAUUUUAAAGGGCACGUUUAUUUCUACUGCAGAUGUCCCACUGAUCUUGCACUGAUAGGCAGAAAUGUGCUCUAGCUUACAUGACGGUAUGUGUCCUCGGUAGGUAUAAAAAGCCCGCACAUACUGAAUUGCAAAGAGGACUUCAAAUUGUAGACGAAUCGCAACGCAUUUUUUCGCAUUAAUCGUGAUAGUCGCGCGCCUUCCAUCAAAUUUAACAAAUAAUACAGGCCAAUUUGGCAUCCGUUUUUUCUGUUCGCAAAAUCGUCGGUAGAAUUAGUAUUUAAAACCAGAAUAAUAUGACCGUUGGGCUAGUUACUGCUAAUAAUUAAACUUCAGCAGACAUUUGAAGUGUUGAAAGUUAUAGAAUUUUUUCUAAUGUUCACGGAUAGCAUCCAAAGUAUGGACAUUGUUUACUGAACAUUGGAAGGUUUUAUCCGUUUUUUGACCUGGUUAUGCGUCCAUUCAGGAUGAGCAAUUUUUUCGCGAGAUUUUCUUUUGAAUAUAAUACCUCUCAGAAAAUGAAGAUGCGAUCACUGGAUCGCAUGCAUCGUACGGGGGUGUAUGCGAUCCGAGUACUGCUACAGUCACUGCUAAAUAAAAGGACUUUCAGCAAAUACUGAACGGCUCCCUAGGUUGAUUAGCUAGUAGGAUAUCGCACGCAAUUGCGACAUCGAUUGGACACAGUGGCCAUUCGACUAGCGAACCUAGCACUCUGUUGUCAUAAGACGCUCACACAAGCAGUCUGUCUGCCCUGGCCGGACUCCAGACGGUGAUCGCACACCGUCCCGAUGCCCUGAGAGCAUUCACACGCACUUGGGGCGCUUACAAUCUAACCGGAACCCCUCCCUCCCUCCCACCCCAAAUCCACCGUCCUCAACACGCUGACUCCGUCAUGCGGGCUGCGUGGAAACAUGGAGUCCGAUUAACCCUGCCCCUGAGACGCAUUUAUAUCCUGUCUACAAUUAGAAUGAUCGUUACCCAUGUAAAUGCAUCGGCCUGAUAAUGAGUUACCGAAUACAUAUGUUCGUCAACUGACGUAAUAUGGGAAUUUUCGCAGAACAUACAUCUUAACUUAUGCUUGAUAUCAUCAAAGAAAAGUUUUGAAUAGGAUGAAGGGCAGUUACCUGGUAUUCUUCAAGUGUUUGACCUUUGAAUUCGAGUCGACCAAUCAGGAACGGGCGCACAUGGAUCUGUUGGCAUCUCGAAGCAAAUAAGCUCCAUAUGGGUGAUGAAGGACAAAAACAGGCAGCCAAAUUUCAUGUGCCGUGUACGAGCACAUAUUUGUGUGCUUGGCCUAAGCUGGUAUUCAGCGUUAUGACAUGCUGAAUGAAGGCAGAAUAAGCACGAAAGAAUGCAGUUUCAAUUUACCCGAAAUCUUUGCCAUACCUCCUCUUUAAAAAAGCAGACCUCAUAAUUCACAGACAGUUAAAACGAUGCCUGAUAAAUAUCUUCUGCGAUUCUUGUUUUAUCAAAUUAAAAUAUGCCUUUUUCCUACACACUCGAUGACAUCUGAAGUAAGAGUUGACCGCAUCCAAGUUCAUCCAGGUUACGUUUAAAAGUUUUGUGUGCUGCGUUUUGUAAGCUUUACUUUCUUACAGAGGAUGUUUUGUUGCACUUACUUGUUUUUAAUAUUCCUUAAAAAUGACUCUAGAUUAUAGAUCAGAAAUUAUUGUUAAUUUUUCAAAUACCAAUUAGACAGUGGUUAUAUAACCGACAUUAAAACUGUAAUAAAUUACAAAGCAGUUAAAAUGUAUUAGCAGCAUUUGAAAUUCAGAAAAUUAAUAACAUGCAAAAAGAUGGUUGUAUUACAUACGUCUAAAGUUAGAGAAAAUGUUCCUUCCAAGUAUAAAAAAGUAUUAUUUUGUUUACGCCAAAUUUCCACUAAACAUCAGCUGGGGGAGCCUCCAUCUGCGCAAAAAAUUGGAAUGGUAAAAAACCUAAUAAUGUCACUUUAACUGCUAAAUAAAUUUUGAAGAAAAUACUUCUAUCCUAUCCGACAUGAAAUAUUUGCACUUUUUGCCCUCCUGCAGUUUUCCACCACUGCUCUUGCGCCUGAUAUUUAUUUAAGAUGUUCAUGCCGUGCACAGCUUGUCAUGCGUGUUUUCAGUUGUUAUACCUGCCGUCGCACCGCGAUCUGUCUGCCUACGAUUAAGUAUAAAAACGAUAAGGCAUAACAAUAAAGAUAUACCGGCAGACCGCGAAACAGUGAUCUUUAUACUCUUUAUGCAGAGUUCAGGCUUCGGUAUGAAUCCAGGGCGUUCAUUCCUGUCAGAACAUUGUGUCGCCUUUUUCAUGUCGUCAUAAAUGCCGGCUUUUGGUCCCAUUUCAAAUUGCUGACUAGACGACGGUUCAUUCUUGCCUUCCAAUAGCAGCUGACAGCUUAUUUACAAGCACACCUUCAUCGGAUCCACUGUGAAGCCGAAAGUACAUAUGUGGAGUGGAUUUUCGUCUCUCCAUCAAAGCAAAACUCUGCUGUUACAUGUGAGACGUCCAGCUCUUCCGCGAAAUUAGAACAGGCCCUGCUGGAAAUGAUCUCCAUCUGUUCUUUUAGGUGAUCACUUACAGAACCGGGUCCUUGAAAAACCGCUCUCGGUGGGCCGUUUUUAAAUGAUGUUCACAGAUUAAAAACAGUUUGUGUUGCACAGCUGCUCACGCGUAUGCGGAGAAAAAUUGUUUCUAUCAAUACUGUAGGCAACCUAACUCAUGAAAAGUGUCGAAAUUUACGAUUGCCCCUCACUCGCAAACCGGCACCAAUGCAUGAAGGUUAAUUAAGCACGACUUUAAAAGGAUUUUAAACAGAUGAAAUAUUAAAGACAAUGUUGCCUUGCUUUGAAAUGCCGUUUUUUCAAAAAAAGCGCAAAAUCCCUAAAAUUUCAAAAUGAUUGCAAUUCAACAAAUCUUGUUUUGGGGUGGGCGGAAUCCCUUCUCGUGCAAAAGACUGAGUAAAUAUAAAAGCACAAACAGAAUGACAGGCAAAAAUAGUAGUUUAGUGAAGUUUACGUUGGCGGCUUGCCAACAGCCUACAGUCUGAGUAAGAUUCCGUAACAGCUAUCCAGAGGUUGUUGAUAUUCUUCAUUCUUUUGUGUUUAUUGAGGUGCGAUUCAAUAAGAAAAACGGAAUUUUGUUUGGUUUCACCGAUGGGGACGUCAUAAGGACAAAAUUUUUCAUAAGGUCACCUUGUCGAAUAAACUGAACGUAUACAAUGAAAGUCAGAAACGAAUAUGCAUUAGAUAAAUAAGAAAACUUUUACGAAUAAGUGGGCUCUUUAAGGAGUGUUUUUAUACUGCAAAUCGUUUAUGGUUCUUGGUGUACAUUGCAUUUUUGUACAGUGAGACCAAGAGAAAUCUGACACUUUUGAUCGUUUUUGAGUAACAACACUAAUAUUUCUUAUAGUAAAAGUAAGAAAGUGCCUUUUUUCUUGAUUUGCUGCAACUCGCACCGUUUUUCCCCCACGUUCUACUCCGUUCUACGACCAUGAAUGCACGGCAGAGUGGCCAAAUAAAUAUUGGUAUUUUGCCAAAACUGCCAACAUCUUGUAUGUCCAACUAAUCCUGUAUAAAAAAACAGUUUUCGCGUCGCGGUAAGGUACCGAAACUGGCAAAUAUUCUUCUGAAGUGCCCGAUAUUUAAAGUAUGCACAGGCACCCAAAUUUUCUUGAGAAGAGGCUCACAAAUAUGCUAGUUUGCGGAUAAGUUAAGAAACUAUGACAGUGAUAUUUCGAUCUGAGUACUAUUCAGGCCUGAAAACGACAGCAAACGUGUACUCCUGCUAAUGCCUUAGCAAAAAACCACAUCACUACUAGCUACUGGAAAGGGAACGCACACAGCGCAGCUUACCUCAACAGCGGAAACGAAUACUCCUUAAAAAAGAAAAAAGACGUUUCACAUGAAAGAUUGUGGGAAAUUUCCAGUGCUUCUCGCCCUUGCGAGACGUGCGCAGAAGCCGAACUGUGCACACGAAAACGACUGAGGCCCACAUUGGUUUAUUGUUAACGUAAACAACAGAGGCAUCUGAAUGGCAUGCCUUAGGCAGAAAAUACACUUUCGAUGUUGUCGCAUUAGUAGUUAGGCCUUUACUUCAUAGACUACAGAUAUAAUUCACUCCAAAUUCAUUUAUUUCCGACGGCAGCAUGCUUAAGGUCAUCGUUUUUAUGAGGGCGUUUCCCUAUAAAUAAAUCCCUCUUAUGAUUUUCUUCAAUGACCCUCAAAACUUAAGGGAAAGUUUUGACCAGUUAUUAAUGGCUGUUUAUUCAGUGGACUCAGAUAACCGAGAAACGCUUUAAAGGUUCGCCUGUUAAAAAAUUUAUAGUUGUGCUUUAAACGAAACGGAGCAAGAGCACAGCGUAACUUCAAGAAGUCAGCGGUUCCACUUGGUUGGCAACAUGUGUUUCAUGGGAGUUGCCUAAUGCCCAUAUUUGAGGCAAUUCUCCCCCUUCAAAAAACAUGAUACCAGAGUAGUUAAAGAGUAAGUCUUGAGAGUAGGAGGCGCCUAUUUUUCUGAGUGGGCCAAAAAUAUUGCCAACAUACGCGAGGUAAUUUUUUUAUCCUCACAAGCUGUCAGUUGUACUUCGAGCUCACAGCUUACAGAUCAAGCUUUGCCUUUUCUUCUGAUACUGGGUGAGAGGAAUAUCACUGCGGUUUUUUAUGUAUUUGAACGGAGAAAAAUCAGAUGGCUCUGAGGGCUUGCAGUAUAUAGUUCCUUUGAUCGUCUUUAUUAGUGUCAGCAGUACUGCCAAAGAAAAAAAACAUCAUAAUCUAUUUAAGGAAUGACAAAAAGUUGAAGAGUAAUUUAAAAUUGAGUUUGUUUCUUAAUCGAAGCAAAGAUAUGUUUCUCAAUUAGUCAAUUUCCAACCUUUACGACCGUUACGUAUCAUAAACAUAAAAAUUUAUUUUUGAUGCUUAUAUAGGGGGAUUCUCAAUGUGCGGAAUGGUUCGUUUUGAAACUUGCAUUGCCCUGGAAUACAGUAUAUCAAGGCGUGUACCGGGACCUGGGGAUAAAUAAUUUACACGUAUUAGGUCUAUCGAUGCCACGCAUUAGAUGAGUGAACGCACCUAAGAUUAUUUAUCCCUCAGUAAGUUGAUGUGAUCUGAAGUAAAAUAUAUUUUAUCAUGUAUUUUCCAGAAUUAUCCAGGUAGAAUGCCCGUCGCAAAUGUUUGCACACGUGCCGUUUUUUCUUCUAAGGGGAAGCAUCAUCAUCUUUGUUCCUCCCCUAACUUGCAGGUGUUAAUUCAUUCGAUCGUCUUUAUUAGUGUCGGCGGCGCUGCCAAAGAAAUAAAUAUCACAAUCAAUUGAGAUAUUGACAAAACGUCGAACAAUUAUUUGAAAUUUGGUUUUUUCCUAAUCAAAGCAAAUCUGCGCUUCGGAAUUGAUUAGUUCUCAAUCUGUACGACCGUUGUUUAUUGGUUACAUAAGAAUUUAUUUUUUAUGCCUACCGAGAGGAUGCUACCUUUGCGAUAUGGUGCGUAUUUCUCUAGAAUCCAACAUAUCAAGGUAUAAAGCAGCAGCUGUGGAUAAAUAAAUUACAUCUUGCUUGUGUGUCCACAGUUUGCUCCACGUGUUCUGCCAAAGAAGGGUUUCUGCGCUCUAUAUGAUGUUACGCAUCAGAUGAGUGAACAUGCCUAAGAGUAUCUUCCUCUCAGUGAGUAAUUGUUACUUAGUCGCUUUUAAUAGAAUAGCAGCUUUGUUCGCAUACCGCGGUUGUCCUUGUCAAGAAGAAUGUUCAUUUAACAACUUAGAGUUAUGCGCUCGUGGUAAAUGUUUCUCGCUAAAUAUAACAAACGCGCCUUAAAAACUGGUUACUUGCUGUCAUCCCUUGCCUACGCAAAUGUCUUUUGUUGCUAUGCCGUUGGCAAAAACGUAUUCACUCGCCCGUAAAAUUUUGCGGAAUUUUUUCACCGUGUCACCUCGUCGAAAGAGUAUGCCGGAAGCUUACGUUCUCUUUUUGACAUUUUUACUACGUCAUUCCUGCGCUUGCUUCUAUUUUUCCACGGCCUCCAAUUUUCAAGUGUCCAUUAAGACCCCGACUGAAUCGCUCAGCUUGAAGUCCAACAUUGUCCGCAAAGAUUAGCAGUUUGCGAAAAUGAGGGAGAGAAGGUUGUUGUUUUAAAUCUGCCUGCAAAUACUGCGGCAAAAACGUCUUUCAGUGACCAGAACCAGUAUACCAAUAAUUAAAUGCAGGGAAGGAGAUAGAUCUGCAAGCACAAAAUGGUAUGACUACUGCGCCAAAAGCUGCGUUUCUGGAGUUCAGUUCCUUUACACGAUAUAAAUCGCGCUACCGAUGAUACUCAUUGAUUUGUCAGCGUCGAAAGGCGCGCUGCAUUAGGAGAAAGGACUUUACAACGGCUACUGCGUAGGCCAUCAUCGACAGUUGCAUUAGCAAAUCAGUUGACAGAAGUAAAAUGUCGUCGCACUGUAGUAAGAGACCCCGUUUAGGAACGAGGGCUUGCAAAACGUAGCAUAAAUUGAGCAUGUCCUCGUUAAAUAAAAUGUUAAAAUAAAAAGAGAGUGGUAAAACAAUGAGAGAAAUAAUGCAGGUAUUAGUAAAUUAUCGGGUUAACAGUUUAAAAGUAUGAUAAGAGCGUAACGUAAUAAGAAUUUACCAAGAAAACAGUCUAUGCCCGAGUAAAUGAAUCGAAAUCGAAAGCAAAUGUACUGUUCGCACUUACCUGUCUAGAAAAAGGACAUGAAAUAUACUAAGCUUGCUUUGAAACAGAAUAGGUUACAGGUCUGUUUUUUCGGGGUACAUAGGAAAAAUGGUCAAUUUAUCUUUGUUUACCUUGCCCUCAUUUUAAAACUAAGACUUGCUAAGAGUCGCGACAACAAAACUUUGAUUAAACUGCAUUGUGAAAUAUGCAUGGACAUUAUUUGUCAAAAUUUAAAAUAAAUUCAAUUCUACUGCCUUUCAAAAAUGCAUAUGAUAUUUUAUUCAUUACAGUUGAACUGGAUUCAAAUAUGUUUCAUCAUGUUUUUUCCAAAAUUAUUCAAGUAGAAUGCACAUCGAAGAUGUUUAAACCCCCGUCAUUUUUUCUUUCAAGGGGAAGCAUCAUCAUCUUUGGUCCUUUCCCAGCUUGAAGUAAGUUUUUGCUUUGAUUAUCAUUUGAAAUACAACAUAAAGUUACAUAAAACCUCAGACGAAUUGUACAAAAUGGCUGAGAAAUUUGUAAUGGAAUAAAAUUACCCGACAUUUUUGUAUUGGGAGAUAAAUAAAAGUGAUAACACAUGCAUAACCAUUUUUACUUAUCAUCUAGCGAAAUCCUAUAGAUAUAAUUUAGACCUUUUAAAAGCAAAAGAUGUCGAAUAUUUAUUGUUGUUUUUGUCUACUAAUUUACGGACUUCCUUACGUGAGGAACCUUAGAACUACGAUCGGUUUAUAAAAAACCGAAAAUACAUCAUAGGUUGGCAAUAAUUAUUUACUUGAUGAAGUGAGCAACAUUUUAGUAAUUUCGAUGAGCGCGACCUCACAAAUGUCAACGUAAAUUUCAAUUUACAUAAAGGGCUCGAGACCUAAAGAAAUAAAAUUAUAUAUGCGUUCCGAUUAAGUAGAAUUCAGUUUACUAAUAGAAAGCGCAUUAUGGAUAGUCAACAUUCGGACAACAUUGCAGUUAAUACGGGCAAAAUAUUUUAUUCCAAAAUUUGCGAAGAUAAAAUUUACUGAGAGCUACAAGUAAAUAAAUAUUGUAUCGGUCUUUUGAAUGAGUGUGCGUAAUAUUCUGACAUCAUGAGUAAACCAAGCAACUGUUUUAUCACAUUUUCUUUGGCGGUAGACAUACUUUUGAAAGGAACAACAUUCUCGCAUAAUAUCCUGCAGUUUUUGUCUACGCUUAUGUUCAACAUGGCUUUCCCUCGCAUGGCCACGAACACGUAAUGAGAGCAUGCUAUUUUGUUUUCACUAGAAACUACCCUUGAAGGAUUUUUCCUCCGAAAUCCGCGCAAACAUGGAUAUCAAGUUGUUCAUUAAGGAGGCCACACUUCUUCUGAACCUUGAAGCCUCCACGCUGGAGGACAUCAUCCACGAGAUGCUGACGGCCGUCUUUAGUAACACCACGGGUGCUAGCGGGGGCCUCAAUGGGGACGUCAUUGAACACAAUUCCAGCCUCGCUGUUGGCGGCCAUUCGACGUCUAACUUCCGGGUCACACCCGUGAGUAGCCCCACAGCUGCCGACAGCGCAACUCUUCCGCACGGCAUCUCGACCAGCGAACUGAACAGUCCGACUUCUGAGGCUCUCCCAGUGGAUACUUUAAUAGAGAAGGCCAAGAAAGCCUUGUUUCUGCAGAUCACACUGAACGAACACUCAUGUAAGCAAGUCAGAGAAUUCUAUAAAUUCGAAAAUAUCUGCUGAUGUUCGAAAGCAUGGCUGGGUCACACAGCUGAUAAUUCUAAUAUUUAACAUUCGUUAUCGUUUAUGUUAAAUGUAAUAUAAACACUAAAGCUUUUUACCUAAGGUGCACCAGAUACUUCAAAAGGCAGGGAAAAGUCAGUAAAAGGAUUUGAUGGACAAAAGAUAACUUGGGAAGUAGACAGCGAUACGGCCUGAGACAUGCGAUUAUUGGCGACUUUUGAGUCAAUUCGGUUAUGACCCCUAACACGGUGUUUGAAUGACUCCACAGUAUAUAUUAAAGACUGGGGAUUUACGGAAAACCCACAGUGCGUUCCGCUAUAAAAAGCAUAAUCAAUGGAUUUUCAUUUCUCUGCCCAUUGUUUUUUCUUUUUUUGACGACAAUAAUUUUGCUAGAUGCAAUUGCAGUUCGAACGUCUUUUAUUACACAACUGUCGAUAAUUGUGCCAUGAUUUCAAUUACCGUAGUUAUUCUCGUCUUUUAUUUACAUUCUUUUUUUAAGGCGGGUUACCUACAACCAGCGAACGGUAUGCGUCAAACAUAACUUUGUGAAAGAAUCAGUGGCAGAAACACUGCCUUAUUAGCAUUUUUAAACUGCCUCAGUGUACUACAAUAGGGCAAAUUAUCCCAGCCUUUUAUCUUGAGUUACGCGUCCAACGUUGAAAAACUGUCCACCCUCAAGAAAUAAAUUUGCGUUCAAGAUAAUUAGCGCUCAGUCAAUAAAACUGGGCGUUGAUUUGGGCCGGCAAUUCAACCAGCGUUGCAAAAGGCGAUGACACAGUUGGUUGAAACCAAUUAAAAUGCAUGGAGUCUCAGGGAGUGAUCGAAUUUAUUAGACGUUGGCCUUCAUUCUGAAAUGAAGUUUCGAUUAAAAAGGAUUACAUAGGUAGGACUGUAGUAUUAACUACCAUGCGGCACAAUCCCACAAUACUUCGGGCUCGCAAGGAUGACGGCUUUUGAAUGCACGUCUAUUGGACCUUCGCCGGAAACGCAAUCGGCAAACAAAUGGCUAAUUAAUUAGCGUGCAUUCUUCACUUUGAUUUUGGACGAUGUUUUAAAACUAGAUAUAUGUUAUACAUAAAUAUAACCUUUCUUCGGAUAUGCAAUGCAAAAAAAUGUAACUGUCUAUGAAGCGAGUAAACGAUGAUAUUUUUUAUGCAUGUUUUUUUAUAAAAUAUAUCUGAAUUUAUAAGACCAGCGAAAAUAAAUGCACAAAGCAUAAUAAUUAAGUUGUCAAUUUUUGCCCAGGGCAUUAUUUACCGGAAUUCUAAAGAAGGUGUAUUCAGAAGCACACCCCUGACAAGCCCGAAAUAUCAUGGAACUUUUCCGCGUGAUAGAUAGCGGUGCAACUCCACGUCAGUAAUCCUUCCUAAGCAAAGACGCGUUUUAGAAUUUCGGCCAACAUUUAAAGAGAUCAGUCAGUCAUUGUAUGAAGCGUGAGUGUGUUUUUACUUGCUAAAACGCCAUCUCCCAAAGUGGCUGUCAGUUUACGGCUUUGCCAAAAACGCCAAAUAGUCAUCUUAUCUUCUGAAGGCUAGGAUAAGCUUGCCAAAAAUAAGUCCAGAAAUCCUCUCUAAUAAUGCAAGUAUACGUGACUUAUUGCGUAUCUAAUAAUAUGGCAGUUCUUUUAACACCUAUACAGUGACGAUUUCUAAACCGUCCGAUUUAAAUUUUCACAGUUUGCGGUUCUUUUGUGCUUGCGAUAGAAUGUUCAUUUUGUCUAAGAAGAAUUUGUAAGCCCUUUUUUAUUUUCCUGAACACAGACUACCGUCUAUGCAAGACCAUAAAGGCUGUCUCAGUGCAUGAUGAUGAUCAGAUGCUUACGGAUCAAAGUUGGAUUUGCGCCUUGUAA
Molecule: messenger RNA, 10999 nt
Organism: Spirometra erinaceieuropaei
Lineage: Eukaryota; Metazoa; Platyhelminthes; Cestoda; Diphyllobothriidea; Diphyllobothriidae
Source: the annotation of a GenBank genome assembly